GAACCCCAGUCUAAUAUAAGGGGAAUAUUAGCAAAACAAGAUUACUUACCAUUUUCUUUCAAAAAAGAAGAUUACUUAGCAUUUGUAUUUAGCAGUUUGUUGUACUGUAUCUCACAGCAAAACACACACAUUUUCAAAUGGAAAGCAUUGGUGUUCUAAUGACAUACCCAAUGAACACAAACCUCGAAGAACAACUCUCCAACCGUUUCAACCUCUUCAAACUCUGGAACUAUCCUUCCUUCCAAUCCUUCUCAGAAACCCACGCAAAUUCAAUUCGUGCAUUGGUUUGCAACACCAAAAUCGGAGCGGAUGCAAAUACAAUCGAUUCUCUUCCUAAUCUUGAGAUUGUUUCUACUUACAGUGUUGGAUUUGAUAAAAUUGAUCUGAAGAAAUGCAGGGAGAAAGGGAUUUGUGUUACGAAUACGCCGGAUGUGUUGACUGAUGAUGUUGCUGAUCUUGCUAUUGCUCUUGCUUUGGCUGUGUUCAGGAAGAUUCCGAUGAGUGAUGGAUAUGUGAAGAGUGAGCUUUGGAAAUGUUCUGAUUAUCCUUUAACUUCUAAGUUUAGUGGUAAAGCAGUUGGAAUUGUUGGUUUGGGAAGGAUUGGUUCAGCAAUAGCAAAGAGAGCUGCAGCAUUUGGGUGCCCAGUUAGUUACCACUCAAGAUCUGAAAAACCAGAGGCAGGAUCAUAUAAGUAUUACCCUAACAUCCCUGAUUUGGCAGCUAACUCUCAAAUACUUGUUGUAGCAUGUGCCCUCACCGACGAAACACGUCAUAUUGUGAAUCGUGAAGUUAUUGAUGCAUUGGGCCCAAAAGGGGUUAUUAUCAACAUUGGUCGUGGACCAAUCAUCGACCAACCAGAACUCGUGGCUGCGUUGGUCGAAAGACGGUUGGGUGGAGCGGGACUCGAUGUGCUUGAGAAUGAACCCGAUGUUUCUGAGGAGUUAAUAGGCCUUGAGAAUGUUGUGCUCACUCCUCAUAUAGGGAGUGACACUGUGGAGACUUGCAAUGACAUGUCAGACCUUUUGAUUGCAAACUUGGAAGCCCACUUUAAUGGCAAGCCACUUUUGGCUCCAGUCUUGUGAUAUUAUUGAUUGAAUUAUAUUUGAAUAAUGGUUUGUCAAUGUCUAUUAUACAACUUAAACUGCUAUAGAUAUUUCUUAUCUGAUGCUCUGAACACAUGAUUUGGUUUGGAUAAUUUCUUUGUUGUUCUUGUAUGCAAGAAACAUAUGUGAGAACAUCUUCAAGGUGAUGUCUUAAAUAGGUUCCAUGUAAUCAACAAAAGUUCCAUCUCAUUUAGGUGGCAAGUUAGAUUCCUUAAAAAUAAGAAACAUUCUUAAUAUAAAGAAGUGUUUAUGAGAAUCAA
This is a messenger RNA of Medicago truncatula (barrel medic), 1363 nucleotides long. Its product is annotated as glyoxylate/hydroxypyruvate/pyruvate reductase 2KGR. Bases 138 to 1082 code for a protein of 314 amino acids. Gene Ontology annotation, cellular component: cytosol. Lineage: Eukaryota; Viridiplantae; Streptophyta; Magnoliopsida; Fabales; Fabaceae. The record is from RefSeq and is a predicted model, not a curated record. The transcript has 2 exons. Gene Ontology annotation, molecular function: glyoxylate reductase (NADPH) activity; hydroxypyruvate reductase [NAD(P)H] activity; NAD binding.